Molecule: messenger RNA, 2761 nt
Organism: Diaporthe batatas
Lineage: Eukaryota; Fungi; Ascomycota; Sordariomycetes; Diaporthales; Diaporthaceae
Exons: 3
Coding region: 739-2370 (543 amino acids)
Molecular function (GO): monooxygenase activity; iron ion binding; heme binding
Source: RefSeq, a predicted model, not a curated record
GAUGAAUGCACAUUCUCGUGCUGCGUGCUGCGUGCUGCGUGCUGCGAGGUCCAAUCCAGAUUCCGCCCACACACGUUUAAGGUGCUGCUGCUGCUGCUGCAUCCAAGGAUCGUCGACCCGCCCGAUGCCGAUCCAGUCUCAUGCAGCCACACAUUGCGACAAACUGACCAUGUCCGGUCCCAGACGGGAUGCUCCUGUCAAGUACCCGUAGUCACCUUUACUCUUGGCUACCUGACAAUACGACUCCACCUUCCACCACUACUACCACCACCACCACACCUCCUCCUCCUCCUCCUACUCCUACUCCUACUCCUCCAAUCCGGUGCACACAGGAGUCGGACCUCUGAAUCUGCCCGGACUGUCCUGUCCCUCCUCCGGUCCACCUCCCUUCAGUCUUCAAAUAAGAGACACACUUCGCUCGUUUGGACUUCAAUGCGAACUGGCUGACCCGACUACUUCACCACCUCCACAAGGGGCUCUUGAAAUCUAUUGGCAGUAGAUCACACCUGAAACCAUACAACAUCUCGGCUGGUUUUCCCUCUUUCACGUCCCGGUAUCAUAUCCUAAUAGGUGCACCCGCCAAUUGGUUCAUUAAUUCUAUACCAAAGUCAACUCCCUCGCCUUGGGAGACAAAUCUGUGGACUAGUGAGGGCCAUCUCGGACGCACGCGACGGUUGAUCGCGCCAAUAUCACCAUUGUAUAAUCCGCCCACGGUUCCCAUACACUCAACUCUCAAAAAUGGGCCUGUUGGAGGAUGCAUGGGAGCUUACGUCUCCCAGGGCACUCAUCGCUGCCGCCCUCGGCUCCUAUAUCAUCUACGCCUGUUUAAACCGGCUAUACGAGAACUACCGUAUAAGUCAAAUUGGCCCAAGGGCUCUGGCCGUCUCUCACAGGCUGCCUUGGGGCCUGGACUUUGUCUACUCGGCCGUCCAGGCCACCAUACACCACAAGAACCUUGAGAACUGGCAGGGGGCCUUCAAGAGGACCGGCGCCGACAGCGAUGGCAACGGUGCAUUCACCCUCGAAGUGCGUGCCUUUGACAGGCGAAUCGUCUUCACCGCGGACCCCGAGAACAUAAAGGCAAUCCUGGCCACGCAGUUCGGCGAGUUCGGCAAGGGCGAGCCCUUCCACGUGGAAUGGAACGAGUUUCUCGGCGACAGCAUCUUUGUGACCGACGGCCAGAUGUGGCACACGAGCAGGCAGCUGUUGAGGCCCCAGUUUAUCAAGGACAGGGUCAGUGAUCUUCACUGCUUCGAGUCGCAUCUCGAUACCUUCUUGAAGGCCAUGGCGAACGGAGGCCCACUCAACGGGGAGAACCAGCAGGUCGACAUGGCCGCUGUCAACGGCCGGGUCAUGGAUAUCAGUGACCUCUUCUUCAGGUACACGCUGGACGUGGCAACAGACUUCCUCCUGGGCAAGGAUGUCAAGUCCCUCAGCAAUCCGCGGCAGGAGUUCGCCGACGCCUUCAACGAGGUGCAGCGCAUCCAGAACAUCAUCACGCGGGCUGGCCCCGGCCUCAGCGCUUUCAUACCCAAGAAGCACUUCCGGAAGUGCCUGGCCACGAUGAACGAGUUCGUCAUGGAGUACGUCCACAGGGCCCUCCUCCUGACCCCCGAGGAGCUGGCGUCCAAGACCAAGUCCGACAUGUCCUACACCUUCCUCCACGAGCUGGCCUCGUACACGCGGGACCCCAAGGUCCUCCGCGACCAGCUGGUGGCCGUCCUCCUCGCCGGCCGCGACACGACCGCCUCCAGCCUGUCAUGGACCAUCUACGAGCUGGGCCGGCACCCGGAGGUGGUGGCCCGGCUGCGCGCCGAGAUCCUCGCCACGGUCGGCGAGCACAGGACCCCGACCUACGCCGACCUCAAGGGCAUGAAGUACCUGCAGAACGUCAUGAACGAGACCCUGCGCCUGUACCCCGUCGUGCCCUUCAACGUGCGCGCCGCCCUCAAGGAUACCCUGCUGCCCCGCGGCGGCGGGCCCGACGGCACCCAGCCGCUCGCCGUGCUCAAGGACACGCCCGUGGGCUACUCCACCCUGAUCAUGCAGCGCCGCGAGGACCUCUACCCGCCCGUCUCUGAGAACUUCAAGCCCGUCCUGGAGUUCUCGCCCGAGAGGUGGUAUCACUGGCAACCCAAGCCGUGGCAGUACAUUCCUUUCAACGGCGGCCCGAGGAUCUGCAUAGGACAGCAGUUUGCGCUCACCGAGAUGGGCUACGUAUUAACGAGGCUGUUCCAGCGGUUCGAGAGGGUCGAGAGCUACAUGGACCAGGUGGACGGCGGCGACCCAACUCUCAAGGCUGAGAUAGUUUUGCAGCCAGGCGACGGCGUCAAAGUUGCAUUCUUCCUCCCCGGCGCCUCCAAGGUCUGAGAUAUUGACUGGCACGGUGGCAAGGGCUUUGAGUAUCAACGAAUCGUAGCGUUCCUAUCCGGUUUCUGCCAGAUCUUGUGUCCACAUGAUUUCAGUACAAAUGGUCAUGCAUUUGGUAUGUAGUUACUGCUAGCAUGGGAAGCUUGUAUGCCCGUAAUUAUUCCCGGCAAGGGCUGGUUGACGUUCACAAUACUUUGUACAUGAAUACAAGUUGAGAGUGGCUCGAACGGGGAGCCGUAUAGCUUGUUCAGUGAGGACAUUCGAGCCCCAGGUAGCCAUGUAUUUGAAGAAUGCAAAUGAACCAUUCUCUGUGGAUUCGUCCUUGUCUCCGCUGAUUCCCUCUCUCAAGCCAUUUCUCCCAAAAAGCGCAGUGAGGUUACGUAUCUAGUCA